Molecule: messenger RNA, 717 nt
Organism: Drosophila persimilis
Lineage: Eukaryota; Metazoa; Arthropoda; Insecta; Diptera; Drosophilidae
Exons: 4
Coding region: 50-625 (191 amino acids)
Source: RefSeq, a predicted model, not a curated record
UACUAUACUUGAAUUUCUGUGCGCAUUAGAAUCGGAAAAUCUAGUGAAAAUGCUGACCAAAGUGUUGGGUAUGCGGUUGAAUACCUACGGUGUGGUUGUGGGAUGGCUGGGAGCGAUUUGGUCGUUUUUGGCAGUGAUCUUGAUAUCCACUGCUCUAGGAUUUGCCGACGAAAUCUCAGAGGAGAUUGCUAAGAAUUCCCAAGAUCCGAACAUGACUGCCAUCCAAAUUCGUACUCUUCUGGUGAUAGUGCUCAGCGUCUUUUUGGCUCUGAAGGUAAUCAAUCUUCUGUCUUCGGCCCUGUUAGUUAUGGGCACUGUUAAGGAGCGUCACCUACUCUUGCUGCCCUGGCUGAUCAACUCCGGCAUAACUCUGGCCUUCACCAUCAUCUCCACUGUGCUCUUGUGGGUUGAGGCUAUUGGUUCUAGUCCAGUAGCUGAGGCUCUUUCUGUAGUCUUCGUUUCUGGCGGUCUUGUCGUGCUUUGGUGGUACCUCUACUACGGCAUCUACUCGCUGUUCAAGCACAUCCAGCUCACAAGCGAUCAGCAGCGCCCGCUGAUCCAGGGACCACCUCAAAGAUCGGGCGACCACUCGGGCGCCACCUAUCCGAAUUAUACCAAGAUCUAAAUUGGAAACAAACAGCUUUCGAUGGCAGUUUAAGAGGAAGCCAGAACAAAGUAAAAUCCCCUUAAAAUAAAUUUAUAUUCCAGAUAUACUUA